Messenger RNA from Argiope bruennichi, 1615 nucleotides. RefSeq names its product cleavage stimulation factor subunit 1-like (gene CstF50). Gene Ontology annotation, molecular function: RNA binding; protein binding. The record is from RefSeq and is a predicted model, not a curated record. Bases 136 to 1440 code for a protein of 434 amino acids. Gene Ontology annotation, cellular component: mRNA cleavage stimulating factor complex. Gene Ontology annotation, biological process: mRNA 3'-end processing. The transcript is spliced from 13 exons. NCBI's taxonomy places the organism in Eukaryota, Metazoa, Arthropoda, Arachnida, Araneae, Araneidae.
AUAUUGACCACGACCAUAACUACGGUCAUAUUUGUUUAUGUUUCGUGCGUUCGAGUGAUUGUUUUUAUUUUCUGAAGGCUUUUGGAUUCUGUAGUGUGUUGAAAUAGUAAUAUUUCCUGCAAAGUGUUUAGAAAAAUGCCUAAGAACGAAGGUAAUAAAGGUUACAAGGAAAGAGACCAAUUGUAUCGCUUGAUAAUCAGCCAAUUAUUUUAUGAUGGGCACCAGACUUUGGCUGUUAGUUUAUCUAAUUUAAUUAAAUGUCAACCUCCGUGUCCACCUUCAGAUCGACUUUUUAAUCUUGUUGCUCUUGGAAUCAGGACUGAACUGGACAACAAAGAACAUGAUGCUAUGCGAGCAGAUACAACAACUGUUGGUAUUGGCAUAGAUCUGGAAUAUGAAACAGAGGCUCCAUCUUUGGCUCCUGAACCAGCUUUAUAUGAAACUUGUUAUGUUACAUCUCACAAAGCACAGUGUCGUGCUGGAGCAUUUAGUGCUGAUGGCCAACUUGUUGCUACUGGUUCCUUUGACGCUUCUAUCAAAAUUUUAGAUGUUGAUCGUAUGCUUGCAAAAAGUGCAACACCAGCUGAUGUUGCUGCACAAGAAACUACACAGCAAAAUAUGGAAACUCACCCAGUUAUACGAACUUUAUAUGAUCAUCUUGAGGAGGUUACCUGCUUAGAAUUCCAUCCUACAGAACAAAUUCUAGUCUCUGGGAGUAGAGAUUACACUAUUAAAUUUUUUGAUUACUCAAAACCAUCUGUGAAACGUGCCUUUAGAACCAUUCACGAAGCCCAUGUUGUAAGAUGUUUAUCUUUGCAUCCAUCUGGUGAUUAUAUUUUAGUAGGAACACAGCAUCCGGUUCUUCGUUUAUAUGAUGUACGAACUAGUCAGUGUUUUGUUAGUGACCAGCCUGAUGAUCAACAUAAAGCACCUGUAACAAUGGUCAGAUAUAGCCCAAAUGCAAACAUGUAUGCUACAUGUUCAAAAGAUGGUGAUGUCAAAUUAUGGGAUGGUGUGAGUAAUAGGUGCUUCAAUACUUUUCCAGGUGCUCAUGAUGGAUCUGAAAUAUGUUCUGUUCAGUUUUCUCGGAAUUCUAAAUAUCUUCUAACUAGUGGAAAGGAUUCCAUGGUUCGAUUAUGGGAAUUAUCUAUGGCCAGAUGUCUUAUACAGUAUACUGGUGCAGGUUCCACAGGAAAGCAGAUUCAUCGAAGUCAGGCUGUUUUUAACCAUACCGAAGAUUAUGUUCUUUUCCCGGAUGAAAAAACAACUAGUCUCUGUAGUUGGGAUGCAAGAAAUGCUGAAAGACAGCGAUUAUUAUCUCUUGGACACAACAAUACUGUUCGUUAUAUUGUUCAUUCACCAACUGGACCUUCAUUUGUAACUUGCAGUGAUGAUUUCCGAGCACGAUUUUGGCAUAGACGAACAGAAUCAGCAGAAUAGUUGCCAUUACUCAUUUUUUCUAUUUUUUUAUGUCAUUUUUAGGCCAUUUAAUAAAACUUCAUAAAGUUUUUGCUGUAUAUUUGGCACAUUGUUUACUAUCCAUGAAUGUUGAUCACUCAUAAUUGAAGCUUUUUUGUAUGACAAUUAAGUAAAUAAACCUCAAUAUGUCUUGUAA